CUGUUUCAUCCUAGUUUAUACUCUUUUUUUAAGAUCUUAAAGGAUAUUAAAUUCCCACUUAAUCUCGAUCUCUACGAAUUUUGCACCCCUGAACUUCAAAAAAAACUUUUGCCUAUGCGGGAGAAAAUUAGACUACAAGAUGAACACUCCGCUAAUAAAGGGAAAAACUCCACCAAAGGAUCUUUAGAAAAAAUGGAAGCUGAGGUGGAGGCAAAAGACGUGGAGCCAUAUUGGUUUGCAGAUGAUUUGGGGUCCAACAACUCUGGUACGUAUAAUUUGCUGGGUGUCUUGACCCAUCAAGGUAGAUCAAGUUCCAGUGGUCACUAUGUUGCGUGGGUUAAAAGAAAAGGAAUCUGGCUAAAGUUUGACGACGAUGAAGUUAGCCAAGUAACAUCCGACGACAUACUUCGCCUUUCUGGAGGUGCUGAUUGGCAUUGUGCUUAUGUGCUUCUGUAUGGGCCGAAACUCGUUCGAGCUGCUAGUCACUCUGAAAAUCAGCUUCCUCCCAAAAGCUCUUCCGCUUAUUCACUCAAUGAGAAGUCAAUACGAGGAGACAAGUAG
Messenger RNA from Protopolystoma xenopodis, 561 nucleotides. The record is from the annotation of a GenBank genome assembly. NCBI's taxonomy places the organism in Eukaryota, Metazoa, Platyhelminthes, Monogenea, Polystomatidea, Polystomatidae.